Dracunculus medinensis (Guinea worm) is the source of this 528-nucleotide messenger RNA. NCBI's taxonomy places the organism in Eukaryota, Metazoa, Nematoda, Chromadorea, Rhabditida, Dracunculidae. The record is from the annotation of a GenBank genome assembly.
AUGCUCCACGCAGAGGAAAUAUACGAUAAUAGUAAAUCGAAUUGUUUGGCUCAAAAUGAGAAUCAAACUAAGGAAGAGAAAUCAGAUAAAUUAUCAGCCAGUGUCACCGAAAAGACUAUUCCUCCACCACCUUACACUCUUACGAGCCCUUGUCUGCCACCUAUAAAUAUAAAUCCUCCGUCAUGGCUUCCUGAACCGCUACCUCCCUUCAUUGGUCAUCCGCCUUAUCCUGCAGGCCCACCACUCUUGGGUAAAGAAUAUCCGAAGAUUUUGCCUGGUCCAACAUUCGCUUGUCCGCGCUGUAGUGGACAGUUUCUGAUACGAAAUCGAGCGAAUAUGUUCUUCAAAUUGGGUUUAUACUGCAUCUUCUUUGCUCUUAUCUAUGAAAUUCUCGAACUUAUCUUCGAUUCACCUAAUUUUUCUUUCUUCAUCGCGAGUUCGACUUUAAUUGUUGGUUUUUCCCUGGUACUCAAAGGUUUCCUUCUGAAGACGGGUUAUCCGGAAGCGAAACGAAUUGAAUUUUGUUAA